This is a messenger RNA of Hibiscus syriacus, 854 nucleotides long. RefSeq lists its product as uncharacterized. Lineage: Eukaryota; Viridiplantae; Streptophyta; Magnoliopsida; Malvales; Malvaceae. The transcript has a single exon. The record is from RefSeq and is a predicted model, not a curated record. The coding region runs from base 30 to 824 and encodes 264 amino acids.
CUGCUGCAACCCUUUCUUGAAACCAAACCAUGAAGCUCAAAAACAAAGGUAAAGUAUACCCUACGCCUUCUCCUUCUUCCUCCUCCGGCCAAGACCAUCUUUCCAUUUUAAACCUUCUUCCCCCCGCCAGUUUACUUCUUAUUUCUGUUCUUUCUCUCGACGACCGAGAAGUUCUGGCUUACAUGAUUACAAGGUCCCUCAAAACCACCACCAACAACAACAACCAUUCUUUUAUCUCUCGAGAUUCUUCUUCCAAGAAAGGAUCUUCCAAGAAACACCCAACACCGCCACCCGCCGCCGCCACCAAGUCGGCCCACAAGCCGCCGGUUUUCGAUUGCGAUUGCUUCGACUGUUACACCAGUUACUGGUUCCGGUGGGACUCUUCUCCCAACCGUGAGCUUAUCCAUCAAGCUAUUGAAUCUUUCGAAGAGCAUUUAACCAAUGGGGAAUCCCCGAAACCUUCCAAGAAAAGUGCGCGGCUCAAAAGAAGGUAUACCAACAGCGAAACAGUCACUCGAAUCCCCGAUAGCCCGGUCGUUGCUCUUCCGGGUCGGUCCGAACAAGAAGUUCCUGACUCGAAGGGUUCCGUCGAGGGAGCGCCGAUUAUCACCGAUGACGUCAUUUCUACGGAGAAGAAUGUUGGAGAAGAGUCAGCUGAAGUAGUGGAAAUGACCGAAGAUUUUCCAGUGCCGGAAGAAGCUGACGUUGAGGUACGAACGCCACCGACGAUCAGCAACCACAAUGGUCUGGUCAGGAAAGUAUUACCGGACAUAUUAGGAUUGUUCAAUUCUCGUUUAUGGGGCCUUUUGAAUCCAAAUGUGUAAUUUUCUAUUUUUUCUUAGAACAUUUCGAGA